AUGGGUGCCUUCCUAGAUAAACCCAAGACAGAAAAAGUAGUUGAUAUGGGACAAGGAAACGGACUUCGAUAUGCCAUUUCAAGUAUGCAAGGUUGGCGAGUGGAGAUGGAAGAUGCCCACGUAGCCAAAUCUGAACUUCCCAGUCCUUUCCAAUACUGGUCGUACUUUGGUGUAUUUGAUGGUCAUGCAGGAUCACGCGUUUCAGAGCUUUGUGCAGCUAAGUUACUAGACGCUAUUCUUAAUACAGAAGAGUUUCAGAAGCUUGAUCCCGCUUCUACGGAGCUUGACACUACUUUGGUGAAACGCGGCAUCGUAAACGGAUUUUUAGCUUUUGAUCGCGAUUUAGCAUCUGAAGAUUCUAAUGAAAAAUCUGGUUCUACCGCGGUGGUUGCUUUCGUUACUCCAACCCAUAUAAUCAUGGCUAAUUGUGGUGAUUCAAGAGCUAUACUUGUUCGAGACAAUAAACCCCUUUUGGCAACUCAAGACCAUAAACCAUACAAUCCUAUCGAACGCCGGAGAAUUUCUGAAGCUGGCGGUCAGGUUAUGUUAUCACGAGUCAAUGGAUCUUUAGCUGUUUCAAGAUCUCUUGGUGACUUCGAAUACAAACAGGUAUUUAGUCGUGGAGCUACUGAGCAACUCGUUUCUCCUGAACCAGAUGUAUUUAUCAUUGAACGUAAGAAAGAAUUUGAUCAAGUUCUCCUCCUUGCGUGUGAUGGUGUUUGGGAUGUCUUUGAGAACGAUACCCUUACAACUUAUGUCCUUCAUAGGUUGUGUUGUUUACCCUCUUUAGUAGAUGUUUGUUCAGAAAUCCUUGAUACCAGUUUGCACAAGGGUAGUCGUGAUAAUAUGAGUGUUCUUUUGGUUGCGUUAGAUGCUGCUCCUACCGUGGAUCCAGAAGCAGUCCGUAAGGAAAUGGAAUUAGACAAUUCUAUAGAGAAUUUGAUUGUUGAUAUAAUGAACUCAGCCGGUGCAGAUGCUGACACUUUGAGUGUGAACUAUAUCGCCAAUACAGUUAAAAGUAUGAACCUUCCAAAUUAUCCUCCGGGUGGCUUCAACACCAAGCGUGCUUAUGUAGAAAACUUUUUCAAUACGCGUUUUCGACGCAAUAAAUAG
This is a messenger RNA of Trichobilharzia szidati, 1113 nucleotides long. The record is from the annotation of a GenBank genome assembly. Lineage: Eukaryota; Metazoa; Platyhelminthes; Trematoda; Strigeidida; Schistosomatidae.